This is a messenger RNA of Mus pahari (shrew mouse), 2675 nucleotides long. It is a transcript of the gene Pigl, whose product is annotated as phosphatidylinositol glycan anchor biosynthesis class L. Gene Ontology annotation, biological process: GPI anchor biosynthetic process. The transcript is spliced from 7 exons. Gene Ontology annotation, cellular component: endoplasmic reticulum. Gene Ontology annotation, molecular function: N-acetylglucosaminylphosphatidylinositol deacetylase activity. NCBI's taxonomy places the organism in Eukaryota, Metazoa, Chordata, Mammalia, Rodentia, Muridae. The coding region runs from base 1023 to 1781 and encodes 252 amino acids. The record is from RefSeq and is a predicted model, not a curated record.
CCGCCCCGGCAGCGCUGCCUCGGGCCCGACCCGACGCCGCCGCCGCCGCGGCAGCCAUCGCGUCCUCGGCCCGGAGCGUCCCCGCGAGCCUGCCGCUCCCGCGCGCCCCGGGGCCUUCCCCUCAGGCGUGGGAAAAGGACCGGGAGCCCGGCGCGAGGUUAACCUUGCGACCCCUGAGCGCUGCCAGAGCGGCCGCCCUGUCUGUCCCUCGCCGCCGGAGAGAGAAACCUCAGCCCACGUGGCUGGGACCCACGUUAAUUUCACACCGAGUGUUCAUCGGCAUGGCGGGCGAGGCCUCCUCCGCGGCGUGGCUCCUCAAUCUCGGCCUCUUAAAGAGAAUUUCGGGGCCUGCCGACCUCACCCUUCUAGUGAAAUGACGUUUCCUCCUAGCCGCUUUACUUUUUUCCUCUAGCAAAGCCGCCAUCUGAGAAAGAACAAACGCUGACCCGCUUCGGGAAAACAAAAAAACAAAAAACUUUUUUUUUUCCUUAUAACGGGCUGUUUUAUACCAACUUUGGGGUCAUUUUUAAAAAUGGGUUAGGAAACGAGUUGAAAGGAGAAUGCUGACGUUUGUUUUAAAACGCUUCCCUUUCGGCCGGCGUGCUGACACGCCUGAAAUCCCAGCUCAGGAGGCAAAGGAACGGGAAUGAUUGCAAACUCGAGCCCGGCAUGGUCUGCAUACAGUGAGUUCUGGGGAACACGCAGAGAGAGAGACACACACACGAUCUCAAAAUAACUCUUAAAAUGCUUCCUUCCUUUUAAGCACACUGAACGGUAAGAAAGACACUAAGACCGCAGAGUGCGGCUGAGCCCUGACACUGGAGCAAGGUAGAGGGUUCCGCCACCGAGGAGACGGCGCAGUAGGGGUGGAAGUUUCCACGCUAGACCACGAAUCUUGGUCUCCUGCCGCCGCCGCGCUCGGAACCACGGAACGCAGUUUCAGCCGGUUCCGUUUUCCCGCAGGGAGCCCGAGUCCACCCGCAGCCUGCCUUCCUGCGCAGGCGCAGUGCCACUUACCCGGCAUGGACCUGGUGGGUCUCUUGUGUGUGGCCGUGGCUGUCCUCACUUUGGGCUUCCUCCGGCUUUGGAACUCGGUGGAACGAGUGAGAUCUCCGGAGCAGGCGGGCCUGCCGGGAGCCGGAAGCCGGGCCCUUGUAGUGAUCGCGCACCCGGACGACGAAGCCAUGUUCUUUGCUCCCACCUUGCUAGGCUUGGCACGCCUGGAGCAGCAGGUGUCCCUGCUCUGCUUCUCCUCAGGAAAUUACUACAAUCAAGGUGAGACUCGAAAGAAAGAACUUCUGCAGAGCUGUGCUGUUUUGGGGAUCCCACCUUCCCGUGUAACGAUCAUUGACAAGAGGGAGUUUCCGGAUGAUCCAGAAGUGCAGUGGGACACGGAACAUGUGGCCAGCACCCUCCUCCAGCACAUACAUGCCAACGGCACUGACCUGGUGGUGACUUUUGAUGCAGAAGGAGUCAGUGGUCACAGCAACCACAUUGCUUUGUACAAAGCUGUGAGGGCCCUGCACUCAGGAGGGAAGCUGCCUAAAGGGUGCGCUGUACUCACCCUCCAGUCUGUGAACGUGCUUCGGAAGUAUGCCUUCCUCCUGGAUCUGCCCUGGACUCUACUGUCGCCCCGGGAUGUUCUCUUUGUGCUCACCAGCAAAGAAGUGGCACAGGCCAAGAAAGCCAUGUCCUGCCACCACAGUCAGCUCCUCUGGUUCCGCUAUCUCUACAUCCUCUUCUCCAGAUACAUGAGAAUCAACUCGCUGCAGUUCCUCUGAAGCCUUGGAGAGUUGUCAGCCCCUCAGAACAAAAGGGAGAAGCAGAGCCAGAAGUGCCCUGGCCAGGCUUUGGACUGAUUUACCUGCCUGACCCAGGGAAACCCCAGCAAAGCAGCAUCUGCCUAACAGGGACCUCGUAGACAAUGGGUCACCCCAACCCAGCUGCCUCUUCUGGGGCAAACCAAGCCUACACCAACACAAUAAUAGCCACCCCACUAAUUUACCAAUAGUUUGCAUGAUAACAGAGUUUACACCAGACAUCAAGCAAAGUCUAGGAAGGUGGCCUUUACCAUAAAUGAGUGUAAAUGUGCCAUAGAACUAGUUCACAGGUGUGAUGUUUACAUGGCUUCCAGACCAGGCUGUUUUGGUCAGUCUUAUGUUCCUGCAGCUGAAACACCACUCACAGGGCAUCUGCAGAGCUGCAGUUGACUUGGACCACAGUUCUGAAGCCUGUGAAGUCUGAGAGCUUCACAUGGCAGCUGGUGAGGGACCUCCCGCUGCAUCUCAAAGGCAAAGGCAGGCAGGCAGGCAGGCACUGGGAAAAAGAGCCAGAGAGCCAGAGAGAUCCUUUAGGACCAAGCCACUCAUACAACAAAUAACCCAGUCACCUCCAAAAGGCCUCACCCUAAACACUGGGGCUUUGAAGUCACAUGAAUUCCAGGGGACACAGCCAAACCCUAGCCCAGGUUCAUCCAGACACCCCUCCCCCUACACGGUCUUCAGGUGCUUCAACCAUAAUUCUUGGGUUUUUAUUUGUAUCCCCUUAUGAGAACUUUACAGUCUAGAGAAGCUGUACCUUAUCGCCCUGGUGAUUCUGAUGUGUGGAGAUGACCCUGGCUGUGGGUCCUCCCUUAAGGAGCCAAUACACAUCUUGGUCUCAGCCUUUUCUAAGUA